This is a messenger RNA of Lachancea dasiensis, 1554 nucleotides long. NCBI's taxonomy places the organism in Eukaryota, Fungi, Ascomycota, Saccharomycetes, Saccharomycetales, Saccharomycetaceae. The record is from the annotation of a GenBank genome assembly.
AUGUCUAUUUCACUGUUGGGCUUAGUCGUUUGUACAGCGGUCCUUAUAUUUAGUGCGAUAAAGCACGCCAAGAGGUUUCGCGGACCAUAUGGGGCUAAGCAUCAUGCGCAAGUCGAGGAGAAAGUUAGCACUAUCUUGGAGUCCCUUGAAGGUCAUAAGUAUCCUGCCAAGAGUCAUGCUUUGAAGGUCAAGGGCUUCUUCUUGGGCAGAAAGGGACCUAGUCAUGAAGAAAAAACUGCCUUAUUUAUCGCGGGCGGGACUCUGGAGAGUAUCAAAUACUGUGACCAAACUAAGCCAUUCAGACAGAAUAGGUAUUUUUAUUAUUUGACGGGUGUCGACAUUCCUGGUUCUUCACUUAUCUUGGAUUUCCCUACUGAAAAGCUGACGUUGCUGCUCCCCGAUGUCGAUGACGACGAUGUAAUGUGGAGUGGUCUUCCAAUGAGCGUAGACGAGGCAUAUGAGAAGUUUGAUGUUGACCAAGUUCUCUAUAUGAAGGAUUUGGAUGCAGAAUUCGAAAAGAAGGCUGGCUACAAAUUAUACACCACUGACAAGGAUGGCGUACCAUCUUCAAAGUUGAGCGAGAAGCUCAUUUCUGCGGACCCGGACCUAUUCUAUGCUUUAGACGAGGCUAGGAUGAUCAAAGACUGGUAUGAAAUUCAGCUCUUACGGCGCGCGGCAGAGAUAACUGACAAAUGUCAUUUAGCAGUUAUGUCCGCCUUGCCAAUCGAAAAAAAUGAAGGACAUAUGCAUGCCGAAUUUACGUAUCAUGCUAUUCGUCAGGGCUCAAAGAAUCAGGGUUACGACCCCAUUUGUUGCUCCGGUACCAGCUGUAGUACCUUGCACUAUGUCAAGAAUGAUGAUUCGAUGGAGAACAAGCACUCUGUACUAAUCGAUGCCGGGGCUGAAUGGGGAAAUUACACUGCAGAUGUCACUCGCUGUUUCCCCAUAAAUGGGAAGUUCACAAAGGAGCAUAGGGAGAUUUACGACGCUGUCUUGGAUAUGCAAACCCAAGUGAUGGCCGAAAUGAAGCCAGGGGCUGAAUGGGAUGAAUUGCACCUACUUGCCCACCGUAUCCUGAUCAAACAUUUUCUUCGCCUCGGUAUCUUCAGAAGUACAUUCUCUGAGGAAGACAUUCUGAAGAGGAGAGCCAGUCUGUGUUUUUUCCCUCAUGGACUAGGGCACUUGCUAGGCAUGGAUACUCACGAUGUCGGAGGAAGGGCCAACUACAAUGACCCAGACCCGUUAUUUCGUUACUUAAGAUUGCGCAGAAAGUUGGAAGAAGGUAUGGUGGUUACUAAUGAACCAGGAAUCUACUUUAAUCCAUUCUUGAUCAAAGAAUUUCUGGAGAAUCAUCCCGAGAGACUGGAGGUUGUCGAGGAAAAAACUAUGAAAAAAUACUUGUACGUCGGAGGUGUUCGUAUUGAGGAUGACGUAUUGAUCACCAGCUCUGGACAUUUUAAUUUGACUGGUAUCACCAGCGAUCCUGAUGAAAUCGAGAAAAUAGUUCGAGACGGGCUUUCAAAAGGUAGAUCGCACUUUCACAAUGUAGCCUGA